AUGUCAAUCAAGUCAAUUUUCUUCCUUUUUCUCAUCCCAUCGGGUCUUCUAAGUCUCCCCCUUUACAAUCCUCUCCCAAAAAUCCUCCUAAAUCCACGAGAUUGUCCUUUAAACGCUUGCGAAGUCAUCAAAAUCUUCGCCGAGCACCUUUUCAACGCGAAAAUCUUCGAAGCCAUCAACAAAAAUCAAAAUCGCUUCCAGCCCGCCACGCGAAUCGACGCAUCCACGGAAGAUUUGCUCAACGUUCAGCAAUGGGAACGUCAACGCGAACUCGAAACGCGUCUCUUGGAGGUCGAGCGACGUUUGCGUUCCGUCGAGCAGCCAAUUUGGAAGAUUAAUUCCGCCUCCGUCGAUGCUUGGGAUCGUUGCACGGAAGGAAUUUGUCGCUGCCACGCCACAAUUAAGAGUUUAUCUUGUUGGAGAAGUGACUUGCUCCAUUUGCCGCCAUUGCAAGUCAUUCCGAUGAACAUGAUGAAAAUCGAUUUAUCCGCAAAUCGACUCAGUACGCUGAACAAAGACUCGUUCAAGAGGUUGACGCACUUGGUUGAAUUGGAUAUUUCGAGCAAUCAGUUGGAUUAUCUGCCGUUUGAUGUGUUUGAGGAUCAGGAUAGCUUGGAAAUUUUACGUCUCCAAAAGAAUAAAAUUGAACUUUUCGACUACCGCCUCUUCCUGAAACUGCGAAAUCUCGUAAUUUUGGAUGCCAGCGACAACCAAAUUCAUUCAUUACCGGAGAAUUUGUUCGAUUCCAUCCGAAAAGUGACUGCCAUUAACUUAUCUCACAACAAAAUUGAAAAUUUUCCAUCGAACUUGUUACGAGAAUCAACCGAUUUGGAGGAAUUUGACAUUUCUAAGAACAAAAUUAAGGAAUUAAAAGCAACAACAUUUGAUCGUCUCACAAAAUUACGUCAUUUGAUCCUCUCGGAGAACCAAAUUGAAAAAAUCGACGAAGAAGUUUUCCAUCAUCAAAUUUCGUUGGAAAAGCUCGUUCUUUACGGAAAUCGUUUGAAAUUCAUCCCAGACAAGCUUUUUGUGAACCUAACAAGUCUUUUGAAGCUUGAUUUGCAUCGCAAUUUGAUAUCAAAAAUCUCGUCAAAUGCGUUUUUAGCACUUACAAAACUUGAGGAUCUGAAUUUGGGACAAAAUAAUUUAGCGACAUUGGCAGAAGGAUUGUUUUUAGCCAUGAAGUGCUUGAAGAAGCUGACUUUAUUUUCGAAUAAUUUUACGAGGUUGGAGAAAAAUGCAUUUAAUGGAUUGGAAAAUGUAUCGAAUUUGCUGCUGAAUAACAAUAAUUUGAAGGAUUUUGAUAAUGAAGUGUUUGUGCCGUUGAAGAAUUUGGCGAAAUUACGUCUCGACUCCAACAAACUCAUGUUCCUGCCCAGCAAAUCCUUGGAUCACAAUCCCAAGCUCUUAUCCGUCAAAUUAGGCAAAAAUCCAUGGCAUUGCGAUUGUCGCGCCAUCUACCUUGCUCGAUGGCUUCGUGUAAACGGCACCAAAUUAUGGGAUGGCGAACCUACUUGUCGCGGUCCGGGGGAGUUAAGCGGACAAUCGUUGAUCACUUUGCGCUUUAUUCACAUCUGCGAAGGACAAUGGGCUGCCAUGGUGAGCUUAUCGCCUCGCUUACCGAUUCGCAAACAAUCAAUUACGGGUCAAUUCGAAGAGCAACCCGAUUUUUUGUGGUUUUUGGAUUCGACAACGGAGAAAAUGUCGCCGAGUUCGACGACAAGUGACACUCCGGUUUAUGAGGAUUACUAAAAAGUGUUAUUUAUUGUGCCCAAAAAAAUUGUUUAAAAGAAAAAUUAGAUUAAAAUUAUU
Culicoides brevitarsis is the source of this 1812-nucleotide messenger RNA. RefSeq names its product leucine-rich repeat-containing protein 15. Gene Ontology annotation, cellular component: extracellular matrix. Gene Ontology annotation, molecular function: protein binding. Lineage: Eukaryota; Metazoa; Arthropoda; Insecta; Diptera; Ceratopogonidae. The transcript has 6 exons. The record is from RefSeq and is a predicted model, not a curated record. The coding region runs from base 1 to 1752 and encodes 583 amino acids.